Argentina anserina (silverweed cinquefoil) is the source of this 847-nucleotide messenger RNA. RefSeq lists its product as uncharacterized. Lineage: Eukaryota; Viridiplantae; Streptophyta; Magnoliopsida; Rosales; Rosaceae. The record is from RefSeq and is a predicted model, not a curated record. Bases 100 to 552 code for a protein of 150 amino acids. The transcript is spliced from 2 exons.
GAUUCAACUCUGCAUGCCUCAACACCAAGCAAGCGAUCCAAUUAAAAGCUCAAAAACUUAAAACUACUCUUUCAUUUCCUUGACUAAAUCCUCAGCAGCAUGGCUUCAAUCCAAUGCCACAGGCCUGCCAAUCAGGCAUGCCAGCAAAUAUGCCAGAAGCCUAGCAGCAACCACCAAAGCUCAUCUCUGGGGCAAAAGGUGUCUGAGAUGGCUGGCUUCUUGAAAGGAGGAGUUCAUCGUAUGCAUGGACAACCACACACCACCACUACAUGCUACAGCCAACAAACUGUUACCUACAGGAACUCUGAACACCAGGGCUUGAACGGCCCCAAGCACCACGGAGGUGGUACUAGUACUACUAAUGGGGUGAUGGCAUGCAAUGGGAAGACCAAGAAGACCAGGGGCGAUCGCCACCAGAAGGAGAGAGACGGAAGAAAUCUGUUUCAGAAGAUCAAAGAUGGAAUUUCUGGUGAUAGCAGCUGCAGCGACAGUGAGAGCGACAGUGACAACGAAGGCAACAGCCGCAAACACAAGAACUGUACGCAUGCUUGAUCAGCUGUGGAGUCGAAACUGGCCAUCGAUCAGUGUGGAAAUGAAGAGAUAUAAGGCCACCAUAAUAAAUACAUCUGUGAUAAAUGAAUAAACAAACACCAAAUAUAUAUGUACGUAUUACAUAUAUAUAAAUUGCCUCGUAAGAUAUAUUCUAGUGAGUAGUGAUAUCUUCUUGGUUACAUGUGCUUGUUUUAUGGUGUUUGUGAAGGAAGUCAAAUGUACUAUGUAAGUGUCUGAAAAUAACAUUAAUUUAUGUUGUUAUAAUAAACUUGUGAACUAUGAUGCAUUGAUGCUA